GUCCUUCUACAACUACACCGCUCAUGCAUGAGUGAUGAGACACUUUGGGCUAGUCCGUCAUGGGCUAAGACGAGGGCCGACCCGGACCCGGACCCGGAGCCGGAGUCGGAGAAUGGCGAUGCCGAGAGAGUUGCCAGGAGGAGCGGAACCAUGUCGGGAUUGACGAUGGUUCGAAUAGCACGUUUCUAGAGGUCAUGUGGGAUGAUACAGGGAAGGCUUGGCUUUUAAUCAGUAGGGUCCGCAGCUAGUGUUAGUAGACUGAGACCUGCCAUGGACCUAGCUCUACAGCCGACAAGUUUUCGAUCAUGUGGUCCCAGAUGAAUCGGAUUUCUAUCUACAUCCCAAGAAGAGAAGAUAAAGGGGACAAACGACUACUGGUGGGUACUAAGGUCCAGAUUAUCCACCAAUGUGUGUCCCCAG
Molecule: messenger RNA, 420 nt
Organism: Neurospora tetrasperma FGSC 2508
Lineage: Eukaryota; Fungi; Ascomycota; Sordariomycetes; Sordariales; Sordariaceae
Exons: 2
Coding region: 28-189 (53 amino acids)
Source: RefSeq, a predicted model, not a curated record